CCAGCAAGCCGGUAACUUCAUACCUUCAAUCCCUUUAUUUCUGAGGGCACAGUCCGAGUAGCAUGCAAUCUACACCCCAGCCGGACAUUAUCCAACAAAAUUAGCCGAUAAAAUAUUCAGCAGGUGGGGUGCUAAGAUUUCACUGGUCCAGUAACCGAAACAUUGGGCAUCUCAGACAGAAGAUCACCUGCGACGUGAAAGAUUUUACUAUCUCUGGUUUGAAGGAGAGAAAGGACAAUAAAACCGGGCGAGGAAACGUUCAAUCUAUUGGAGGAAUAAAACUGAGAACAGGAGGGAUUUGAGAAUUCGGACAGCACAUGGUGAUCAUGAUCAAACUGGAUAGAAGAUCAACAAACAAACGUCCAUGGAGUCAAACAGUUGAGAACCAAUUGAGAAUAACACUUCUUACACAACACUGAGAGACAAAAUGUCCAGACUGAUGUACUUGCCUUUGUUUUUUGCAUGAAGAUGGCAGAAGGAAUGGUUUUAACAAGGCCACUCUUAAAACCUGAAACGUUUAUGUUGAUUUUCUUGGGUAUUUUGUUAAGAACAUUUUGCUCCUGCUGUCCACCACCUUGUAACUGUCCUGUUCAGGACAACGCUACUCUAUGCAGGCAACGUCUCUUGAGUUUAGUUCCAUCAGAGAUACCUCUGGCCUCUCAUUUCCUGGAUCUGAGUUACAACAGAAUACGUUCAGUUCAGCCCACAGUAUUUUCCCACCUUCAGGAUCUUCAAGAGUUGGACCUGAGUCACAAUCAGUUGACUAGGAUGGAGCCAGGAGUCUUCAGUGGAUUGCCCAGUUUGCGCAUCCUCUUGGUGCACCACAAUCAGCUCAAGCUGUUGCCUUCAGGAGUGUUUUCAGGAAUACCAGAUCUGACAUGGCUUGAUGUCCGAGGAAACCAACUUGUCAUACUGCUGGACCAGACAUUUCAAGGGCUGCGAGAGCUCAGACACCUGGAGGCUGGGGACAAUCCGUUGCUGUUUAUAUCUCCCGGUGCUUUUCUGGGAAUGCCCCAAUUACAGAGAUUAGGGCUGGAAGAAACCAAACUAGGUAGUGUUCCCUCCAGGGCUCUGUCUGCCCUUCCCAAGCUCUCUGACUUAAGGCUGGGUGGAGUUAGCAGUCCAAUCCUCCGCAAUCUUUCUUAUACAGGAUUGCCUUGGCUGCGUGUUCUAGAUAUGGACCACUGGCCCUCUCUAAGAAUACUUGAGCCACUCAGUCUAUCUGGAUUAAAUCUUACAUCCUUGUCACUAACGCGUUGCAAUCUAAGUUCAAUUCCAGAAGAAGCCUUAAGAAACCAGGUCUACCUACGGAGACUAGACCUCUCCAGAAACCCAAUCUCUGACCUACAGGUCAAAGGUCUAAGAGCACUGAAAAAGUUGGAGGAACUUCGAUUGUCUGGAGGGAGGCUGAUCUCCAUACCUUCAGGCACAUUUCACGGUCUUGAUCGCCUACGGAUACUUGAUCUGUCAGACAAUCCACUCCACUGGAUAUCAGAGCAUGCUUUGCCACCUUCUUCAAGUUCUCUGGAGACUCUGCUGCUUUCUGGAACCAAACUCUCUUGUGACUGUCGACUCUGUUGGAUACUAAGUCGCAAACUUCACUUUGGCGGAAGACCUCCUGUCUGUGCAGCCCCUGACUUAUUACAGGGAAUGGUGAUCCCUGACCAUCCUGAGCUCCUCUGCCCAGAACUCUUUACGUGCCAACCUCCUAGAAUUGUGGAACCUGAACCAGGGGAGCUAAAAGUGCAGGAAGGCGACAGGCUUAUUAUCAGCUGUCAAAGCAAAGGGAUCCCAGAACCUUUCACCUAUUGGGUGUUGCCACAAAAACUUUCCUCGUACAAAUCAAAUUUGGAGACAGUGGUGCAAGUUAUUGACUCUGAGACUGAAACAACACCCGAUUCUAGAAUGGUAACACCAACAUCAGUGCCAGGGAUUGAAAGAGUUACAGUACUUCCUGGGGGAUCACUCCAGUUCCAGACAGUACAAGUGUCAGACUCUGGAGCAUACCUGUGUCGCGCCAGCAAUGUUGCUGGCAAUGACUCCUUGUGGUUGCACCUAGAGGUCACCCCUUUCAAUGGAAGCACAGUACAGCCCUCUUUUCCUUUGUUACACAGCCACCUCCUAGUGGUCAUUACGGCAGGGGGCCUCCUGCCUUUCAUUAUUUCUGUCACAAUUUGCUUCAUUUUCAUGCUCCUCUGGAGCAGGGGCCAUGGAAAUAUCAAACACACUGCAAACAUAGACUUUGUACCAAGAACAUCACGAGGAACGACAGACACAGAAGAGAAUAAAUUCACAAUGAAACUCAUUUGAGAAAUAAAGGGGGAGAAGAGAAAGGUCAAAUUACUCCAUGCACUCUCUAACCCCAAAAUGCAUUAAAAAAAUUAAAAUAAAGAAUGCUAUUUAUGAUAUAGAGUACAAUCAAUUGGCUGGAUUACACUAAGAUAAUUCUCAUUGAUCUAAAGGACAGCAAAUUUCAUACAAAUUUGAGAUUAA
Messenger RNA from Pelobates fuscus (common spadefoot toad), 2493 nucleotides. Its product is annotated as leucine-rich repeat and immunoglobulin-like domain containing-NOGO receptor-interacting protein 4. Gene Ontology annotation, cellular component: extracellular matrix. The transcript has 2 exons. The coding region runs from base 463 to 2310 and encodes 615 amino acids. The record is from RefSeq and is a predicted model, not a curated record. Lineage: Eukaryota; Metazoa; Chordata; Amphibia; Anura; Pelobatidae. Gene Ontology annotation, molecular function: protein binding.